AUGAUAUCUAGUGUUGAAAAAAAAAAGGGAUCUGCUUUAUUAAGUUUAAUUGAUUCAAAUUAUUUAGAUAAUAUAAAUAAUGAUUAUUUAAAUAAAGAUGAAUUUGAAAAUAAAAUUAUUAAAAAUUUACCAAAAUUAUUUAAUAAUCAGGGGAAAGAAUUAAAUUUAUUCAAAAUUUCAACAUUAAAAUUAAAUUGUAAAGAUUUUAAUUAUCUUUCAUUUGAUUUUGAAAAUGAAUUAAAUUGUAUUGAUGUUUUUGAAUCCAUAAUAAAAUUAACUUGUCUUUCUGAUAUAAAUCAAUUAUAUGCAUUCAUUUAUCAACCAAAUUUAAUAGAAUCAAAAUUUAAUUCAUGGAAUUUAUAUGAUCCAAUAAAAGAAUUCAAAAGACAAGGUUUAAAAUUUGAUCAUAAUAAUAAUCAUGAUGAAGAAUCAUUUACAAAUUGGAGAAUAUCUCAAAUAAAUUCAAAUUAUUCAUUUAGUCCAACUUAUCCAAAUACUAUUAUAAUACCUAAAACUAUAUCAGAUAGUGUAUUGAUUCAUGCAUCAAAAUAUAGAUCAAAACAAAGAAUCCCUGCAUUAACUUAUUAUUAUAAAAAAAAUGGUUGUUCAAUAACAAGAUGUUCACAGCCUUUAUUAGGUUUAAAACAAACAAGAUCAAUUCAAGAUGAAAAAUUAAUUGAUGAAAUUUUCAAAGCUUCACUAUCCCAGGAUUCUUCUUCCAAAAUGAGGAAAAAUUUGAUUAUUGAUGCAAGACCAACAACAAAUGCAAUGGCUCAAACUGCAUUAGGUGCCGGAUCAGAAAAUAUGGAUAAUUAUCCAAAUUGUGAAAAAUUAUAUUUAGGAAUUGAUAAUAUUCAUGUUAUGAGAGAUUCAUUAAAUAAAUUAAUUGAAAUUUUAAAAAAUGGUGAUUUAAAUAAACCAUCACCAAAACCAACCCAUAAGAUUAAUAAAUUAAUUUUACAAAAAACUCAAUGGUUAAAAUAUAUUUCAAUUUUAUUAUCAUCAACUGAAAAAUUAGUUAAAUCUAUUGUCUUGAAUGAUUCAAAUAUCUUGAUACAUUGUUCUGAUGGUUGGGAUCGUACUUCACAAAUCUCAUCAUUAAUUCAAAUAUGUAUAGAUCCUUAUUAUAGAACUUUACAAGGGUUUAUAACAUUAGUGGAAAAAGAUUGGAUAUCAUUUGGUCAUAGAUUUAAUGAAAGAUCAGGUCAUUUAAGUUCAGAAUCUAUAUUCCAUGAUGAUUCACCAAAUUCAAUGAAUAAUCAAGCUUCAAUUGCAUUUAAAUCAGUUUCAAAUCAUUUUAAAAAAAGAAAACAUUUAAAAUUAACAUCACCUAUUUUUCAUCAAUUUUUAGAUUCAAUUUAUCAAAUCCUUGUUCAAUUUCCUGAAAAAUUUGAAUUUAAUGAAAGAUUUUUAAGAAGAUUAAUUUAUCAUUUAUAUUCAUGUCAAUAUGGGAAUUUUUUAUUUGAUAAUGAAAUGGAACGAGUUCAAUUUCAAUUAGAUUCCAAAACAAGAUCAGUUUGGGAUUAUUUCCUUUCAAGAAAACGAGAAUUCUUGAAUCCAAAUUAUAUUAAACCAACAGAUGAAUAUGAUUGGAUAAGUCCAAAUUAUAAAAAUUUGAUUUGGUGGUGGCAAUUAUAUGGUAAAAGUGAUGAAGAAAUGAAUGGUGAUAUAAUUGAAAAAGAUGAAGAUAAUGGUGUUGAAUUAAAAGAUGGUUUAACGAAUUCAAUAAUACCUUUGAAGGAAGAUAAUAAUAAAGAUUCAACUGAAAAAACAAAAGAUGAAGAAGGAAAUUCAAAAAUAUUUGCAUUAACAUCACCUCCACCUUCAAUUUAUCAAAUGAAUACAAACUAUAAUGAUAAUGAACAUAAUGAUAAAGAUAUUGAUAGAUCUAUAAAAACUAUAGAAGAAAUGAGUAUUACUUAG
This is a messenger RNA of Hansenula ciferrii, 1923 nucleotides long. It is a transcript of the gene YMR1, whose product is annotated as phosphatidylinositol-3-phosphatase YMR1. Bases 1 to 1923 code for a protein of 640 amino acids. NCBI's taxonomy places the organism in Eukaryota, Fungi, Ascomycota, Saccharomycetes, Phaffomycetales, Wickerhamomycetaceae. The record is from RefSeq and is a predicted model, not a curated record. Gene Ontology annotation, biological process: dephosphorylation. The transcript has a single exon. Gene Ontology annotation, molecular function: phosphatase activity.